GUCUGCAUACAUAUCAAACCAGACUGGUCUAGCCACUGUAACGGAGCUUGGCUCUGACAAAGAUCACGAUACUAAAUAACGUUGAAAUUAAACAAUAGCCACUAUCCAAAAUGAAGGCAGCCUUGAUAAUCGUCGACAUGCAGGAGGACUUCUGCCCUCCGAACGGCUCUCUCGCCGUGCAAGAAGCCCGCGCCCUCGCCCCAACAAUCAAUACCCUUCUUUCCAACCCCGGCUUCACCCUCCGCAUCGCAUCCCAAGACAGCCACCCACCCAACCACAUCUCCUUCGCCCCGAACCACCCACCACCCAACAACCUACCCUUCGAGCACUUCAUCGAGAUGAGAAAUCCCGCAGCAGGCAAAGAAACCGAGACCAAGGCUCAACGGCUCUGGCCCGUCCACUGCGUAGAGGGAACCAAAGGCGCAGAGAUUAUCCCGGAAAUCGACACCAAGAACAUUGACCUCUACGUGCGAAAGGGCAUGGAUGCGCGGGUGGAGAUGUACUCUGCGUUUGCAGAUGCUUUUGGGAACCUCGAUGCGGAGGUGAAUCGGUCGUCGGUGGAUGUACAUUUGAAGGGGGCUUUGGAGGAAAAUGGCAUUACGGAUGUGUUUUGUGUGGGUGUCGCCGGGGAUUAUUGUGUGAAGUUUACGGCGAUUGAUGCUGCACGGGCUGGGUUGAGGAGUUAUUUUGUAGAGGAUGCGGUCAGGUGUGUUGAUCCGGGGGAGGGGUGGGAGGAGGCGAAGAGGGAGUUGAGGGAGGCGGGGGUGGUGAUUGUGAGGUCGGAUGGGCCUGAGAUUAGAUGGUUGGUUGGGGAGUUGUAGUGGUUGUUAGUAGAUUCUUAUGCGUAUAUGGAAUAUGGGAUGUGAUGGUCAUUGCAAGAUGUAUGGAAUACUUGACUUGAUUACUGUAUGUGUGUAUGUGGUGCUCUUGUGCAGGUGUAUACCGUCUUGGACUGAGCGUUAUGGUCGGGGACUGAGCUAUAGAUAAGACAGACCAAGAUGCGCCAAGUACUCUAUAAGUAGGAUUUAGUGGAUCUAGACCACAUGGCCUAUAAUGCCAAAUAUAUAACAAUUUGCUAGCCUAGCCAUAACAAUAAGGGAGCAAGCAACGGCCACUUGCACCGCCAAACAAAGAAAGGACCGUGGAUAGCGACAAGUCCAACCCUGGCAGACAAUCUGACAGGUCUCCACAGUGGAGUUGGCGGACGUUGCAACGGCUUCCAGAUCACCGUCAGCUCAGAA
Molecule: messenger RNA, 1241 nt
Organism: Aspergillus welwitschiae
Lineage: Eukaryota; Fungi; Ascomycota; Eurotiomycetes; Eurotiales; Aspergillaceae
Product: nicotinamidase
Exons: 2
Coding region: 111-821 (236 amino acids)
Source: RefSeq, a predicted model, not a curated record